AUGGAGGAAGUCCUCAAGGAACUACAAGAUUUGAAGAAGACCGAAAUAAAAAAGGAGGAAGUCUUGAAGGAACUACAAGAUGAUGCCCGGACGCUUGCUGGUCUGAUUGAAGACAUGAAUUGGGAGAAACUCCGUACAGCCAUUCAUGAACGCAAAGAAGAACUCAAAGAGGUCGAUGACAGUCGAGGGUGGACCAUACUUCACCGUUUAUGUGCUCUACCACCUGUUCCAAAGGACAUCUUUCAGAGUGUGGUGAAAUUGUGCCCUGAAGCCACCAAAGUCCGUGACAAGAAAUGGGGCCAAACACCUUUGCAUGUGCUAUGUUGGAACAGUCAAAAGACGGUGGGUAAAAUUCAAAUCCUUCUGCAGCACAUGCCUCCAGAAGAUUUGUUGAUUGGUACACAUCUUGGGGGAUCAGCUUUGCACUGCGCAUGUUCGGGUCAUGCGUUUCUUCCUGUCCAUCAGGAACUGAUUCGAGCCAAUCCCAAGAUUGUACUUGUCAAGUCUCGCGAGUACAAGCACACGGCAUUGGUGGCCUUAUGGCAAUCACAUUUGAAUACAAUUCAGGGACACAUGCAAGUUGCUAGAAUUUUAAAAGGAGAGACAGUAGAAGAACGGCAUUUCAAGAGAUUCUGGGAAAAGGUUGUAUUGAUGGCGACUACUGCUUUCAAGCUAUCACCAACCUACAGUCCCGAGAUGAACAACGAUAUUGAAAGAUAUGCUCUACAUGGUCUUCAGUUCCUUCGGGCACCGUUGAAGACACAGCAGGUUGCCAUCAAACUACACCCGGAAUGGGUGUCUGUCGCAGAUAGCGAAGGAAACUACCCACUACAUAAUGUCAUCAUUCGAAGGCCCUUCAGAAUAAAGGAUAUUCACCUCAUCAAGGAUCUAGUGGCCGUUUACCCAGAAGCUGCGUCCAAGCGGAACGCCAGAGGGGACGAACCCAUUUUUAUUGCCUUACGAGAACGAAUGGCUUGGGAUGCUGGGGUAGAAGCUUUGGUCAAAGCCCAACCGGAGAUUCUUUCCUCCAUGGAUCGUGAGACUGGACUGUGUCCGUUUCUUCUCGCAGCUUCUCUGGAUGGAAAGGUUGCCGUGGAAACUACCUACCAACUGCUUAGUGAAAACCCACAUGUUGCCAAAGUGUAG
Cylindrotheca closterium is the source of this 1146-nucleotide messenger RNA. Lineage: Eukaryota; Bacillariophyta; Bacillariophyceae; Bacillariales; Bacillariaceae. The record is from the annotation of a GenBank genome assembly.